GGCGCAGCAGCAGGCCAAUACCUAGGUGCACUGUGCCCCCCGCGGCCGUGUGCAGGCGAUAGCGGUCGGCUCCACUGUAGAUGGUGUCUGCGUGCAGCAGCUGUGGCCCACCACCCACAAAGGCCCGUACCAGCUGUUCCCGCCAACUGCCCAAGGGCCUCCAUGAGGGCAAUCCAGCUGGUUAUCUAUCUCUAGUCCUAUAUAAAAGGAGAAUUAGACAAGAAAGACACUGCCAUUUCCAGCAACCCAAGCCCUGUCUGCAUCUCUGUAGUGGAGCCUUUUGGACAAGCCCUACAACCAUGGAGGGACCUUCAGGAAACCCACUUCCAAGUCAGCCUUUGCUAAGGAAGGCCCAAAGAAGUAUGAUACCUGAGAAAUUACAGAAGAAGAGGGCCCAGGCUGCCAAGAACAAGGUCAAGGCCAAACACCGAUCUGGGGUCACUCCUGUUCUUCCUGUGAGGCUGACCAGUUGCAUCUUCACAAAGCCUGUGACUAGAAUAACUUCCCACCCUGGGAGUAAGACCAUGCGCAGUAAAGAAGAAGAGAAGAUGGUGAAACCCCGGCAGCUCUGCGCAUUAAGGAGACUGCAGGAAUAUCAAGAAAACAGUAAAGAGGAACAGUUACAUCCACUGGAUCUUACAAAUGCCGUACAAAGAAGUACAGUGGGAACGCAGGCUGGAGCCAGAGUUCCAACAGCAGCUAACGAUCUGCACACUGAAGGGGAACAGUUACAUCCAUUGGAUCUUACAAACUCCGUACAAAGAAGUGCCCUGGGAACGCAGGCUGGAGCCAGAGUUCGAAGAGGUGCUAUCGACCUGCACACUACCUCGGAGUUCACCUCUGUCCAGCCCCGGAGUUCAAAAAAGAAGGUGCAAGGGACUCCUGAGCCGUCGCCACUAUCUUUCUACGGUCAAAGGAUAACGACGGCUGUGGCUCUUCAGCUGUCACCUUCUUUCUACAGACAAGGGGUAACUACUGCAGACAUCCGGAGACAGACCCGGAGAGUAAACAAAGCCCGGAAGAAACUGGCUGCGGCCUUGGAGGCAGAUAGGCUUGCCAGGCAGGCUGAGAAUAUGGGGAAUGGAACAUAGCCGAGUGUUAGGAAAACUGAAUGAAAACAGAGUGUGGUAGCCUCUGCAAUUUCUCCAUAAAGGAAGUUUGUAUGUCUUUUUUGUUUUAUUUUUCGAGAUAGGGUUUCUCUGGGUAGCCCUGGCUGUUCUGGAACUCUGGAGACCAGCCUACCUCUGUCUCCAGAGUGUUGGGCUUAAAGGUGCCUCUACCACCCAGC
This is a messenger RNA of Peromyscus maniculatus bairdii (prairie deer mouse), 1288 nucleotides long. The record is from RefSeq and is a predicted model, not a curated record. Lineage: Eukaryota; Metazoa; Chordata; Mammalia; Rodentia; Cricetidae.